CAUGCGCGCGACCCACGCUGCUCACUCUUUGCACUAAAAGAAUGGUGAGGUGUUUAAACUGAUGUAUUCCCAAAUUAUCAAGUGUGUAAGAAUAUUUCUAUUUCCAUCCGUGAAACCCUCACCAUAUUACAGUCGGACGCCUUUGACGAGAAAACCCACACUUUGCAACUCCGUUUACUCACAAUACAACACGAUGCCUAAAAAAGACAAGACGAGCAAAUGCAGCCCAAAAGUACCGGAGAUUCCUCCCUGCCCGGUUAUGAAACUUAAAGACGGGACCAUAACAAUAGCGAUACAUGCUAAACCCGGGGCCAAACAAAACGCAGUUACUGAUGUGUCUGAGGAGGCGGUGGGGGUCGCCAUUGCUGCGCCGCCAACAGACGGAGAGGCAAACGCUGAACUCCUGCGCUAUUUAUCCAAAGUCCUGCAGCUCAAGAAAAGCGAAGUAUCCUUAGACAAGGGCUCCAAAUCGAGAGAAAAGGUGAUUAGGGUGACUGCAGAUGUGAGCCAGGAGGAAAUCCUAAACAAACUGAGGACAGAGGCUAGUGCUUGAUGCUGAAGUGGGUUGGGAAGUGGGAAAAAUUUUCAUCAAGUCAACCAUAUUAGAUUUUUUUUGUCAAAUAAAAUGUACAUUUAUUUUUAAUGUCUUUGCUGUUCCAAGUUUUUUUUUUUUGUAUUUUGUGGUCUAAACAAUACCAGUACACAUGGACCCUUUUCACAUUUCCAGGUUUCUCAGUAGCAGAAGUCAUCAUAGUUGGGGAAACUCACUACGUGGACUGCUGCUUUGUACAGGAAGUUUGGUCAGAGGAGAAAUGGUCGUGCCCAACUGAGCCUGGUUUCUCUCAAGUUUUUUUCCUUCAGCCUCAUCAAUUGAUGAAGUUUUGUUCCUCGACAAUGUUGCCACUGGCUUGCUUGGUUUUGGGACUGGUGGAGCUGGCAUCGAUGGAUUUGCUCUUCAGUGUUUGGACAUUCAGCAGUGAUAAUUAAACCACACUGAACUGAACUGAACUAAACUGAACUUCAAUUCUGAAAACUGGACUGACACAGUCUCAAUCUACUAGAACUUAAUUUAUGUUAAGCUGCUUUGACACAGUCUACACUGUAAAAGCGCUAUAGAAAUAAAGAUGUACUAAAGUGAAGUUUAUUUAUAAACUAAUUUCGAGAGGAUCACAUGCUUAUGAUUGACCAUGGCUGGUCCCGCAGUAGCUAUCAUAUGAUUUACGAAACCAAACGCACAUAAAUAACCAGAUUUUCUUACCCUGGUCAUCUUCCUCCCCCUCUUUCCUAGAUUAAUCCAGCACAGUAUGGCACUGCGGCUCAGUGGUUAGCACUGUUGCCUCACAGCAAAAAGGUUCUCCCUGUGUUGGCGUCUGUGUUCCCCUGUACUCCAGUUUCCUUCCACAGUCCUAAGCUAUGCAGUAUAAGUGAAUAAUAAGUAUUUUAGUACUGGGAAUUCAUUGCAUAGCCAUAUGCUGCUACAGUUGGUGGUUCAUUCCACCGUGGCAACCCCUAAUAAUCAAGGAAUAGGCUGAGUGAACGAAUUCGUGGGAGCUCUUGAGAUCUACUUAAGCUCAGACUUCCUUCUCUCCCGAUGAAACGGAAGGGAACCCCGGGCUUAAGGAUCUUCUGAACAGCAUGCCAAACAUACUUUAUUAUCAAUUAUCAGCUAAGUGUGAGCUCUUGAAUUAAAUUAAACUUAGAGUGUAGUGAGUAGGAGAGUGCAACAUUUUUUUUUUUUACAAUCCUAUUUUACUGAAAAAAUAAAAAAAAACUUCAUAAUGGUGUUAUCAAGACUUUCAGAAAAAAAAAAUAGUUUGAGACAGAAGAGAGGACGUCAAAUUUACUGUCCGGUCUGCAUUACUCUGCAUUUAAAACGCCUCACACAAGUGGUAAUUCAUGUUUUUGUAAUUUGAUGCAAAGAUGAUAUAAUUCAUACAUAAAUACGUAUAUAUGUUCAUAUGUUGUUUUUUAAAUCAAAAUAUUAAAAACGUUCAAGGAUUUAAGAUUCUGAUGACCGUUAAAUGUGUCUUGUGAAAAGGGUUCAUAUGGUCAAAAGGGGUGUACGGCUUAGGAAAACUCCACUAUUAAUGAAUUGAAUUAAUGAAUUGAAUUGCUUUUUAUCCAAUGUGAGGAAUACUGUGAAUUCAUCAUACAUAAGUAGGGCAGUCCCAAUCUUUUGUUUAUGAUAUUUUAUAGUUAUAUUAUGUAUUUUUAAAUAUGUAUAUUUAGUGUGGAUUAAAAGUGAACCGCUACACUAAACAGGCCUGCUGCACAAAGACAGUUUUGGCUUUUAUCCAGGUUAAGUUUUCAGGCUCAAUAAUGUGGGUUGGUUUUGAGCUGGUUUCUUCACCAUGGUAACUUGCGCUUCAUGGCUAACCUGUUGUGGAGCAAGUUUAAUUCUGAGUUAUACAUCGCAAACCCAAACCUGAUCAAUCAGCUGUGAGCAAAGUGACAUAUUUGAUCCGAAAAGUCACUCCCAGUUACCAUAAGAUCUACUAUCAGAAUUAAACCUCAAAACUAUUCUGAGUCACAAUAGUUUAUUUCAAAAAUGUAUUUGUAUUAAAUUUUUUAAUUUUAUUUAUGGGCUACAUUAUGCUACAUGUCCAA
Danio aesculapii is the source of this 2607-nucleotide messenger RNA. It is a transcript of the gene c25h15orf40, whose product is annotated as chromosome 25 C15orf40 homolog. Bases 62 to 553 code for a protein of 163 amino acids. The transcript is spliced from 4 exons. Lineage: Eukaryota; Metazoa; Chordata; Actinopteri; Cypriniformes; Danionidae. The record is from RefSeq and is a predicted model, not a curated record. Gene Ontology annotation, cellular component: cytoplasm.